AUGGAAAAUUUUAACUUGAAAAAGCUUGAAUCGUAUGGUGGAAAUAUAUUAUAUUGUUUGAGAUAGAUGGUAAACAUCAAUUUCUUAGGCGACCUGGUAUACCAAUAGAAAAUGCCUAUACUUAGUAUUAAAGAGUUAUUAACUAAUUAUAGAUCUCUUAUUUCUUAAUUAAACACCUAUUACUAUAAUUUGAACUUGCCAUAGUAAAAAGCACAUAAUAAAAAUAUAAGAGAUCUAUAAUUAGGAAUAAGGUUUUAAGUAUGCAAUUUUUCUAUUGACACACCAAGGUCUCUUAAAGCUGGUCUUUACCGUCUAUCAAAAACUGUAUAGAAUCUCCUCGCGAAAAAUUCUCACUUAGCCCAAUUUUUGAAUUAUCUCGAAAUUUACAUUAUACGUAUAAGCCAAAGCCAAAAUCACUAACAAUACAGAAAUUAUUUUUGCUGACAGAAUCAUCUAUUUGGUGCCUUCAAAUGUCUAGUUUUUUAUGAAUUCCUAACUUAAUUAAGAAAAAAAAUGGUGCCGUUGGAUGGAAAGUGGACUCGAUUGCGCAUUCCUAUGGAGCUGGACCCAUCAUGAUGAAGCUUAGCAGGUCCUCUGUCCCUUUUUGAAGGACCUUCAAGCCUAGGGAUGUGCUACUGAAAAGGGAAGUUUUGUUUUUACCUGAGGGUUUUCCUGCCCUUGCCAGAUCACUAAACAAAUUUUACCUAUCACAAUGGUAUUCUCUCUCGGGACAGUUAGAGCAUCUCACAGACGAUGGCUUUGCCUAAGGGAGUUAAUCUCCAGACAGACUAUUCAGAUCGGAAAUCCUAAAAUUCACCCUUUUGGAGCCAAGGUGGGCACGGCUAGUGGCUAGAUCUUCUUAUGGUCAGCAUAAUCGUUUUAACUAACUAACUAACUAACUUAACUAAUAAGAAUAAAAUUGUGAUGUCUACAGAAGAUGGACGCGAUGCACUCGCUAUGAGCAGGCAGGGUCCGUCCAGAUAAAGAAGAAAAGUGCCUCUGUCACUUUUGAAGUUCUUUUCGGUUUUUGGGAUAUUUGCCAAAGAGGGAAUUUUUUACUUCUCAUCGAAGGUUUCCCCUCUCCCUGCCAGAUGAGCUAGUCUUUACUUAUCGGAACUAAAUGAGCAUCCGGAAGAGGCGACUCCAACCUAUGGAACUAAUCUUAGGUUAGGUGGAGUUAUGCCAGAUAGGCAGGCUAGUGUUAUAUCGUUAAUAUCCUUACUCCCCCCCCUCCGUGAGUGAACAAAACCAUUAGAAAAAUCGCUAUUUUUUGCCCAAAAACCCACCCUCCGUGAGUGUACAAAAAUUUUUUUAAUAGAAAAAUUUUUUAUGGAAAAAAAAUUUUGAUAUAUAAAUGAUAAUUUUUAUAAUGAAAUCUAGAGCUAAUUCUGUUUAAUUUUGAACGAAUUGCUUUUUAAAACAUAAAUUUUAUAAAUUAAAAUUAAUCUUUGCUUUCCAAUUUUUGCGAAUUAGGAUUUUUUUAAAUUUCGAAAAAAAUAUUGUUUAUAAAAUUUUAUAUACAAAUUUUUUAAAAAAAAAUAAAUUAAUCACUCACGGAGGGGGGGGAGUUAGAAUUUUAACUUAAACUUAACAAUAAGAAAUUGAAAAGAAAACAGUGAUUUUUGAAGAAUUAUUGGGUAUAUGAGACUAGACAAUGCAUGCUCUGCAUAUGGAAUUAUAAAUCUUUGUAUUUAUACUUCACUUUUAAUUACUUUAAUUAGCAUUAUAGCGAUUUUUCUUAUGGCGAUUAUGAUAUUAUACUCAAAACCAAUUCCAUCAUUAAUUUCGAAAAUUGUAAAACAAAUUCUUUAUUUUUUUUCGGUUGUUUUUAAAAUUCCUGUGUUUACAUUGUUCACUAUAUGCUUAAAAUAUAACUGAUUUCCAAAAACUUAUGUAUAUGAAUAUUAUGAAAAUAAUGAAAUUUCGAAUUUCGAAGUGAAUAUUCUUGUGCAAAUCCUUAUAAUAGCAGGGCUUGCUGGGUACUUUUUUAUUUAUGUGGUAAUAGGUGUGAUAUGCUCACUCUCCCCAUCCGUAAGCGAGCAAGCUAUAUGAAAAUACAUAUAUUAAAUCUCAUCAAUUUUUGCAAAGAUAUUUUAAAAUUAAAAAAAAAAAUUGGCGAGGAAAUUUUUUAUGCUCGCUUAUUGAACAAGAGUCAGGAGAAAUUAGGCAUUCAAUGGCAAACCAUAUUAUUGAUGCAAAAGCCCAUUCAAAAAUUGAUAUUUACUUACUCCGCCUCCGUCAGCAAACAAAAAAUUUUAUUUCGCUCACGGGGAUCCAAAAAUUUAUAUAGAAAAUUUUUUUUCAAAUUCCACUUCGCAAAAAUUGGAAACAAUAUUAAUUUAAUUUGCAAAAAAAAAUUAUGUUUUAAAACGCAAUUUGUUUAAAUUAAACAGAAUUAACUCGAGAUUUCAUUAUAAUAAUUAUCACUUUUUUAUAAAUUGUUUUUCCAAGAAAAUUUUUCGAUUAAAAAAAUUUUUAUUCGGUCACGGAGGAUGGGUUUUUUGGUCAAAAAUCGGGAUUUUUCUAAUAGUUUUACUCUCUCUCACGGAUGGGGGGUGUUAGCGUUCUCUGACAUAUUGAUACCUAUCCUGUUUACUACAAUUGGGAGCUAUAAUAUUGUAUUCUUUCAGGUUAUUUUAAUUAUUGUUUUUGGGGCUUUGACAGUGGAAAUACUUGAAAAAUUGCCAUAUUUUAACUUUUUCACAAACUGUUUAACAUCAAUAAAAUGUUUGCAAAUUCCCUUAAUAUCCUCGUUUUUUAUAUUUGCAAAAAUAAUUGAUGCAUCAUUUAUAACUCUACUGCUCUUUAUUAUUAUUUUGCCUAUCAUAGAUGCAAUAAUUAUCUAUAAAAUAAAAUAUUCAAAGAAAAAAAAUAUCCCCAAAACUCUCAUUUAUUUUGGAAAAAUCCAAAAUAUUUUUGGCCUUGAGCGUUGUCUUAGUCCCCCAUCCUUGAUAGAGCGACACUAUUAAAAAAUUCCAAAAUAGAGAAAAUUAAUCCCAGUUUUUUCAUAUGGUCAAAAUGAAAAACAUCUGAGGUCUAAUUACCUUUGAUAAUAAUGAAUAUCAAUGUAAACCAUAUGAUUCCUUUGAGCAUUUCUAAUUUAAUUUUUACUAAUAUAUCUAAUGCUCAUCUAUUAGUUAGUGAAUAUAAUAUCUUAUAUGCAAAAAAUAAUAAAGUAAUAUAAAUUUAUAUAAAUUUUUGAUGAAACAUGGUCCAAUCAAAGGUGGAGGGUUAGAGAUUUUUUCUGCUCAAAUAGCCAGGAAAAAAGGGAAGAAAUAUUAUCACUUCUAGGGAAAUGCUUUAACGAAACUACUUCUUAUGCAGUUAAAUAGCUCUUAAGUAUGCAAACCCUAUAUAUGGUUUAUUAAAAAAAAUAAUUUUUGAAUUAAAAAAUAAAUUGACUAUCAAUUGAGCUUGAUUUAUGCUAUAUAAAAAUAAACUUCUUAUUAUUUGGGAAGUAAAUUAUUGUGUUUUUACUCUUGGAGAUAAAGCUCUUGCAAAAAUAAAGUUAUGCAAAUCAAGAUUUUCAGACCAUAGCAUCGAAGGAGACUACCAAGAAUAUAUUUGCAAAAAAGUCGUGUCAGAGUUUAAUUCAAGUGAAAGUGAAAAAUUUUUAGUUUAUUUUCAAAAAAUAAAUAAAACUAAAAAGGAAGACGCUGAUUUAUGCGUUAGACUUUUAGAUUUUUGGAAAGAGGUUGUCUCAAAAAAACCAAAUUUAAAUAAAUUGAAUAAAAUGAUGGAUUUAGUAUCAAAUUCAGCAAUUUCUAUUACAGAAAGUUAUUCACAUUUACAUGAAAAAUUCCCAAAAUCUAAGGAAGCUUUAACGUUUUAUUAUACAUUUGUAAAGUAUAUUUUAUGCGAUAUCGAUAAAUCAACACAUUUAAGCUAUAAAAUUCAAAGUAUUCAUGAUGUAUCAGAGCUGUCAAGCCAAUCUAAAGACACUAAUUUUUUUGAUGAUAACAAUGGAGUGAUGCUAGUUUAUUGCGAAAAUAAAAAUUUUGGAGAAAUUGCAUUUGCGAACCAAAAAUCGGCAGAAAUACUGAAAUUACCUAUUAGUGAAAUUAUAGGGAAUAAAAUUUCAUUUUUUAUCCCAUCUCCUUAUGAUUCUUAUUUAAAUCAGUUGCCUUAUUAUUUGCAAUUAGCUACAGAGGCAGCAAUAAAAUUUCCUGACCACUUCUUCUUAUCAUUACCCAGCAAGUUUCUUAUUGACUGCACUGUAAAAGGAUCCCUAGUUUCUAUGCAUAACAAUUUAUUUUUUCUCUUUAUUUUUCAAAAAAUAAAUAUUCCUCAAGAAUUUGCUGUAAUUUCUUCAGAAUGAGACAUUUAUUCACACAGUGAAAAUUUUCCUCAACUUGCACAAAUAAUAUCCAAAGAUUUAAGAGGAUGUAACAUUAAGCAUUUAUUUCCAAGCUUAGCCACUAUUGAUAUACAAGCUUUUACACCAUUAUUCCUGGCUGACAUAAGUACAUAUUUGAUUUAUUGCAUUAUAGACUUUUAUGGCUUAAAAAUUAAUUAUGUUUUGCUAAUCAAUGAUAAAAUUGAAGCUGAAACUUGAAAAACUGAUAAAAGAAUUGAAAAAAUUAAUAAAGAGUUUACCCCAAAACAAAAACUUUGCUGUGAUUUUUCUCAGAGAAAAGAAGAAAAUGUGUCAACUAAUGUAUUUAAAACAGAUUUUGAUGAUAAAAUAGAGCCUUAUCAUAACUCGCAAAUUCGAUCACAAUUUUAUAAAAUAGAUCGUAUUGUAUCUUUAUCAUCUAGAUCAAUAAACAUUUUCCAUAUUGUUUUUGUUUCAGCAGUAAAAAAUAUAUAG
Blepharisma stoltei is the source of this 4810-nucleotide messenger RNA. NCBI's taxonomy places the organism in Eukaryota, Ciliophora, Heterotrichea, Heterotrichida, Blepharismidae. The record is from the annotation of a GenBank genome assembly.